Chaetomium strumarium is the source of this 831-nucleotide messenger RNA. RefSeq lists its product as uncharacterized. NCBI's taxonomy places the organism in Eukaryota, Fungi, Ascomycota, Sordariomycetes, Sordariales, Chaetomiaceae. The transcript has 2 exons. Gene Ontology annotation, molecular function: DNA-binding transcription factor activity. Gene Ontology annotation, biological process: regulation of DNA-templated transcription. Bases 1 to 831 code for a protein of 276 amino acids. The record is from RefSeq and is a predicted model, not a curated record.
AUGUUUCCAUACCAACUCCCUGAAGAUCAGGACUACAUCGAGGUCCAGCACCCCGAGGAACAACUGGAUCAGGACAACGCCGGACAAGGGAGAACGGAGCCGUCCACACCGCGACAAAGCAAGCGAUCUCCCUCGGCCUCAACCCGCUCAGCGAAGAGCGGUAGCAAGGGGAAGGGAAGCAAAACCACCACGGUCGGAUCGGGCUCAGACACAGAGAAAGAGUCCGCCAAAAUGGCUUCUUCAAGAUCUUCCAAGCAUUCGUCAUCCUCCAGGAAAGACAAGUCUUCUUCCUCUUCCAAGGUCAAGAAGACGGACAACUGGGCCGAAGUGACGGAGCCCGACGAGAGGAGGCGCAUCCAGAACCGGAUCGCCCAGCGCAAGUUCAGAGAGAAAGCCCGUGAACAGAAAGACCGGGCGCAGCGCGAAGCCCAGAACCAGCAGUUGGCCGGCUCGGCCUACCACAUUCCGGACCCAGACGACUUCAGUCUCGCCGACGACAGCGGUGACCUCUCAGGCCUGCCCUGGGGCGGCAUCAGUAUGCGCCACGUCGUCUCGCGGGGCCACGCCUCGGCCAGCGCAGGACAACACACCCACAGCCACCACAGCGGCACCAACGUUAGUACGCCCGGACCGGCGGUGGGACCCGUCGACCAAGCGCUGUAUAACCUGAACCCGUACGGCGGCUACCCGGCCCAGGAUAGCAGUAUGAGCGGCGGCGGUGGUGGGGCGGGAGAUGUAUACUACGAUUCGCCCUAUGCAGGGGGUUACUACGAUUUCGAUCCGUCUGGUGCUGGGGACGGGCAUCAUCAUCACCACCUUCAUCAGAUGUGA